Prorocentrum cordatum is the source of this 2020-nucleotide messenger RNA. Lineage: Eukaryota; Dinophyceae; Prorocentrales; Prorocentraceae. The record is from the annotation of a GenBank genome assembly.
CGGCCGUCCUGGUUCGGAGAGGGAUGGCCCCAGCAGGCAGCGCUGCGCGCCGUGACCUCCCGUGCCCGUCGGCCCCGUGGGCGCCAUGGGGAUCCAAGGGCUGCAGCGCUGGAUCGCGGAGUCGUUCCCGGAGGCGUUCUCCUCGCAGGUGUCCCUGGAGGCGGACCACGUCUACGUCGACAUGAACACCAUCCUCCACCAGAUCCUGGAGGGCGCGGGCGGCUCUGGCGCCGACGAGGGCCAGUUCAUGUCCGCCCUCGAGGCGCGCCUGGACCAGAUCCUGGCCAGGGCCGUGCCCCGCGCGUCGGUGUUCCUCGCCGUCGACGGGCCUGCCGCCACCGCCAAGGUCGCCGAGCAGCGCCGCCGGCGCCGCCAGCGCUGCUCCAGGCUGGCGGUGGCCAGCGGCCCGCGCCGUGGCGGCGGCCGUGGCCGCGGGGGCGCGGGCGUCGCGGGCGCAGCGGCUCCCGGGCGCGUGUCGGCCAACAUGCUGACGCCCGGGGUGCCCUUCAUGGAGCGCCUGUCCGCGGGCCUCCGCGCCUACUGCGAGGCGCGGCUGGGGCUGGCGCCGGGCCCGGGAGGGGCGGCGCCGUCCCGCUGGCCAGAGGGCGCGCGCGCGGCGGUGAGCGGUGCCUCGAGCGCCGGGGAGGGCGAGCACAAGAUCCUCGCCGCCCUGCUCCGCAACGCGCGGGGUUCCAGAGGGGGCGGCGCGGCCGCCGCUGGGUCCCAGGGGCCGCCGCGGGUGCACGUGGUGAUAGGCGGGGACGUCGACCUGCUGCUCCAGCCGCUGGCGCCGAGGGGCCUGCUGGAGGGUUCGCAGGUGCUGAUCGCUGCCCCGCCGCGGGGCCUCGCGGGGCCCCCGAUGCGCGUCUGCGACGUGGGCAGGCUGGGUGCGGGCAUCUGCGAGCGGUGGCGGCGGGCGCUGGACCUCUCCCAGCGGGCGGCGCUGGAGGAGGCGCCGCCGCCUGGCGGGCUGGCAGACGCGCUGGAGCUGGGCGUCCGGCGGGACUUCGUCCUCGUGGCGCUGAUGCGCGGCAACGAUUACCUGCCCCCCCUCUCGUCCUCGCAGGAUCCUGCGAGGCUCUGGGCCGCGUACCUCCGCUGGCGGCGCGGCCGCGAGCAGGGGGCUGGCGGCCUCGUGGGCGUGGAGGUGGACGAGCAGGCCGGCCGGCUGGCGCUCUGCCUGGGCCCGGUGGCCGACUUCAUGGCCAGCUGCUCGGGGUGCCCCCCGCCAGCGCCGCUGGGGGGGCCCCUGGGUGGCGGCGACGAGGAGGCCGAGGGCGUCGCCGCGUACCUCAGCGGCCUGCUGUGGUGCAUGGAGACGUAUGUGCACGGCCGCACCCCCGACUUCCACUUCCUCGCUUCCGCUUUCCGAGCUCCCUGUCCUCACACGCGAGCGCCCGGCUGAUCGCGCAGCACGCCGGAGGCUACGGUGGACCCAGCUGGAGCGCAGCGGAGCCGCUGGCGCCCCUGGCCUGCGCGGUGGCGAUGCUGCCAGCCUCCGAGGUCCGCGCGCUGCUUCUGCCGGCGGCGCCCUGCCUGGGCCCGCUGCUGGAGCCGGGCGGGCUGCUGGGGGAGGUCGCCAGGCUGGAGGGCUGCGCCGAGUGCGCCGCCCUCGCCGCGGCCGCGACGGCGGCGCCGGGCGCGGGGAAGAAGGCCGAGAAGCGGCGGAGGGCCCUGGAGGUCCACCGCAGGGGCCACUCGGACAUUGAAAACGUGUGCCUCGCGGAGCUCGGCGCGGAGGUCCGGAGGCGCUGCGAGGCCUCGCCGCAGGCGGCGGAGCUCGCGCCGCUCCUCGCCCUCGGCUCGGAAGUCCACGCGGGGGCGCCCGGCGUGGAGGCUCCGCCCGCCGAGGCCGAGGAGGCCGCGCCAGCCGGUCCAGCCUCGAGGCCGCAGGGGGCGCAGGAGCCCGAUGGGCCGCCGGGGCUGCCGGCGGAGGAGCCGCAGGCAGCCGCGGCGCGGCGGAAGAAACGCCGGCGCCAGGCGUCCGUCGCGCGGCCAGGGGCGGCGCGCAAGAGGGCCC